Messenger RNA from Suillus plorans, 1389 nucleotides. RefSeq lists its product as uncharacterized. The transcript is spliced from 9 exons. The coding region runs from base 1 to 1389 and encodes 462 amino acids. NCBI's taxonomy places the organism in Eukaryota, Fungi, Basidiomycota, Agaricomycetes, Boletales, Suillaceae. The record is from RefSeq and is a predicted model, not a curated record. Gene Ontology annotation, molecular function: succinyl-CoA:3-oxo-acid CoA-transferase activity.
AUGUUGGCUACGUACAUCUCGAGAGCAACGCUCGUCCCAGUUUUCAAACCUCAUGCAACCAUCUUCCUUAGAGCAAGAUGGUACAGUACUCCUUCGGAACUUCCACUACCCAAUAAGUCGAAGGUGUGGGAGUCUGUUGACGAAGCAGUUAAGGAUGUAAAGUCAGGAGAUGUCGUUCUGUGUGGUGGUUUUGGUUUGGCUGGUGUGCCAGGCGCGCUUCUUGCCGCCUUAGCCAAGUGCAGGGAUGUUGCAAAGCUAACAGAAGUUCCCAAUAAUGCUGGCGCAGGCGACUCUGGACUUGGGCGAGGUGUCUUUGGAGCUAUGCCCCCAAGGUACAUUGUUGAACGUCUCCGCGCCCAUGCCGCUGGUAUCCCAGCCUUCUUCACCCCUACGGAAGCAUCAACAGCAGUAGAAGACGGUUCUAUCCCAACAUGCUACAACGAAGGAGGAUUUUCCACUUUGACACCCGAGAAAGAACACGCCCAGAAAAUGUGUCAUCGUAUUGCAAAGCAGGCUGCCAAAGAGCUCAAAGAUGGAUACUACAUAAAUCUCAGUAUUGGUAUGCCCACUCUCGUUCCUGGAUACCUUGAGCCCGGUGCGAGUGUUCAGCUGCAAAGCGAAAACGGCAUCCUCGGCAUGGGGCCAUACCCUAGUACAAAAGAGGAGGUGGAUCUGGAUCUCACCAACGCGGGUAAGGAGACUGUGACCUUACUUCCCGGUGCCUCAAUCUUUGACUUGAGUGAAUCAUUCGCUAUGAUUCGCGGUGGUCACAUCGAUGUUUCCAUUCUCGGUGCUAUGGAAGUAUCGCAGGCAGGUGAUAUUGCCAACUUUAUGAUUCCCGGGAAAUUGGUUAAUACCAAAGACUCCGUUUUUAACCUCAAAUUGUGUUGUUGUCAUGUCUCUGCUUCGAUCGCUUGCUCGCCGGGCGUAGGUUUGCUUUUCUCUGAAGUUUUCACGGCCUCUUACGACGGUCGCUCGCUCACCAGUGUCACCACCGAUAUCAAAUUGCUGUGCGGCGCGCCGUCGGUCGGGAAGAUGAGACUCCUGUUCGCAAUUUUUGUUCUCUCUCUCUGUCUGGCGUUUGAGGUGAGAUUUGAGGUUGCAGUAGGCUUUAGUUCUUCGUCUGAUCUAGCUAACUGCAUUCAACUUGCAUCCUCAUCAUGGGCAAGACCUGAAGCAUCGCUCGAGCCUCGUGAUAAGACCAAUCAUCUUGGUAUGGAUGAGUUGUUCAAGCUAUACAACGACGAGAUAUAUAAUAGACGCAAUACAGUGAUCCGUGCACGCACUGGAAGCAUGGAUAGCUCUGCUUCUAUCCACUCCCUGCACACCGUCUGGGAAGGCGGUGAACCUCGAGAUAUGGGCCGUUCAUAUUCUCACUCCAGUGAAUAA